Messenger RNA from Helobdella robusta, 378 nucleotides. RefSeq lists its product as hypothetical. The transcript has 2 exons. NCBI's taxonomy places the organism in Eukaryota, Metazoa, Annelida, Clitellata, Rhynchobdellida, Glossiphoniidae. The annotation marks the transcript as partial. The record is from RefSeq and is a predicted model, not a curated record.
AUGCUACGUAGGGCCCUGAUUCUAUGUAAUUAUUUCUUACUCAUAUCUGAUCCACAAGUAGCUGUUGUAUAUACGUGUGUGUGUAUGUGUAUGUGUGUGUGUGUGUAUUUAUGUAUUUGUGUGUGUAUAUGUAUGUAUGUAUGUAUGCGUGUGUGUCGGUGUGUGUGUGUAUGUAUGCGUGUGGGCGUGUGCGUGUGGUUUGUAUGUAUGUCUGUAUGUAUGUAUGUCUGUAUGUAUGUAUGUAUGUAUGUAUGUAUGUAUGUAUGUAUGUAUGUAUGUAUGUAUGUAUGUAUGUAUGUAUGUAUGUCUGUAUGUAUGUAUGUCUGUAUGUAUGUAUGUAUGUAUGUAUGUAUGUAUGUAUGUAUGUAUGUAUGUAUG